Rotaria sp. Silwood2 is the source of this 273-nucleotide messenger RNA. NCBI's taxonomy places the organism in Eukaryota, Metazoa, Rotifera, Eurotatoria, Philodinida, Philodinidae. The record is from the annotation of a GenBank genome assembly.
AUGGAAGAAUAUUCUAUUGCCGCUCAAGUAUGGAAAUUAUCAUCGGUUGAUAUGUGUGAAUUAGCACGAAAUUCUAUUUUAAUGAGUGGUUUUUCUCAUGAAGUUAAAGAAUAUUGGCUUGGUUCAACUUAUAAAGAACAUGGUGUUGCUGCUAAUGAUAUUCGUCGUACAAAUGUACCAGCUAUUCGUAUAGCUUAUCGAUAUGAAGCAUUUUGUGAAGAACUUCGUUUACUUUGUCUUGCAUAUAAAAGUCGACAACAGAAAAGAAAAUAG